Molecule: messenger RNA, 1148 nt
Organism: Ceratosolen solmsi marchali
Lineage: Eukaryota; Metazoa; Arthropoda; Insecta; Hymenoptera; Agaonidae
Gene: yps
Product: Y-box binding protein ypsilon schachtel
Exons: 7
Coding region: 170-1120 (316 amino acids)
Molecular function (GO): nucleic acid binding
Source: RefSeq, a predicted model, not a curated record
UCCGUCGGCGGCUCGGCGGCUGCUCGGCUCCGCUCGGCUCGUCAGAAGGGAACCAACAGUGCAAGCGUGAAAGACGGGAGAACAUCUAGGUUCGGCAGCGGCGUGUCCAACACCUUACACACACCACCAUCACCAUCUCUCCAUCUAAGUAAAAACAACAAAAACGGCUAUGGCUGACCCGGAAAAGCAGCCCGAGCAGCAACAGCAGCAGCAGCAGCAGCCGCAGCAGCAACAGCAACCCACUCAGCAGAUCCAACAGCAGCCACAGCAACAAGCCAAGGCUACUCAACAGCAGAAAUUGGUCCUCGCUAACAAAGUUAAAGGAACUGUUAAAUGGUUCAACGUAAAAAGUGGCUACGGAUUUAUCAACAGGAAUGACACCAAAGAAGACGUAUUUGUUCAUCAAUCGGCCAUCAUAAAGAACAAUCCGAGGAAAGCCGUGAGAAGCGUCGGCGAUGGGGAGGUCGUCGAAUUCGACGUGGUGAUUGGCGAGAAAGGUAACGAAGCGGCCAACGUGACCGGGCCGGAUGGCGAAGCAGUCAAGGGCUCGCCCUACGCGGCUGACAAGCGCCGCAAUUAUCGUCAAUACUACAAGCGGGGCGGCUCUCGGCCUCUGCGCAGAAAAGGCGAAGGCCCGGAGGACUACGAGUCCGGCGAGGGCGGCAAGACCGGUGACGAGCAGAGUGGCGGCGAAGGCGGCGGCGGCGGAGGAAGCCAACAUCGACGUUACAGGCCUCGACAAAAGUUCGAUGGCUACUACCGGGUUAACAGGCGCUCCGGAAUCGGCGGAACUCAGCAGUCGGACAACGGCAGCGGGACCGAGGCUGCGACCCAGGGCAGCGAGCAGGGGACCGACGGCGAGGGCGGGGGUCCGCGUUCGGGAACCCGGGGCCGGGGCGCUCUGUCGAGGCGAUUCUUUCGGCGACACUACCGAGGCAGUCGCGGAGUCGGAGCCGCCGGUGGCGGACCUACCAGGCGCCCUCGCAGUCAGGAUGGCCAGUCGGAGCAGAAGUCGGAUGCACCUGUAGAAAAGGAUGCACCUGCCGCUGUCCCUGCUCCACAGGAGAGUCAGCCGGCGCAGAAUAACGCAUCCAACACCACCACCGAAGGCACUGCUUAACCAUCGACAGUCGUCGCCAAUAUAAAAU